Messenger RNA from Bipolaris zeicola 26-R-13, 450 nucleotides. RefSeq lists its product as uncharacterized. The record is from RefSeq and is a predicted model, not a curated record. NCBI's taxonomy places the organism in Eukaryota, Fungi, Ascomycota, Dothideomycetes, Pleosporales, Pleosporaceae. Gene Ontology annotation, biological process: spindle pole body organization. Gene Ontology annotation, cellular component: central plaque of spindle pole body. Bases 1 to 450 code for a protein of 149 amino acids. The transcript is spliced from 6 exons. Gene Ontology annotation, molecular function: calcium ion binding; enzyme regulator activity.
AUGGCCGAUUCUCUUACUGAGGAGCAAGUCUCCGAGUUCAAGGAGGCGUUCUCCCUCUUCGACAAAGAUGGCGAUGGCCAAAUCACCACCAAGGAGCUCGGCACCGUCAUGCGCUCGCUCGGCCAGAACCCCAGCGAGUCUGAGCUUCAGGACAUGAUCAACGAGGUUGAUGCUGACAACAAUGGCACCAUUGACUUCCCAGAAUUCCUCACCAUGAUGGCCCGCAAGAUGAAGGACACCGACUCCGAGGAGGAGAUCCGGGAAGCCUUUAAGGUCUUUGACCGCGACAACAACGGCUUCAUCUCCGCUGCUGAACUGCGCCACGUCAUGACCUCCAUUGGCGAGAAGUUGACCGAUGACGAGGUUGACGAGAUGAUCCGGGAGGCUGAUCAGGACGGUGACGGCCGUAUCGACUACAACGAGUUCGUCCAGCUGAUGAUGCAGAAAUAA